ACGUCAUUGAUAAAAUAUUAUUCUUUUGGUUUACUAUUAAUGACGAGGCUGUAUGUGCUAGAUACCUUUGCCUUCUCAAUAUAAAGGAAAAAUUAAAAUCUGGGUUUGGUAGUCUGUAGUGUUUUAGUGUAAUUCUCUUCACUGUGGUGUUGUUACAUAAGGUGAACGAGGUUAUUUCGUGAAAAUGGGUAAACACUUCGGAGAGCUUGCUAAGAUCCGAGGAUUGAUCACCUACAAACUAUCGCAUCACGAACAACGAGCAUACGCAGGAGCCAUUUCCAAUGGAAUCCCAAACUUGUUUCGCAGAUUUCGGGAAAGUGUAUUUAGAGUAGCACCAGCAUUUGUCAUUAGCUAUCUAGUCUUUGAAGGAGUUGAAAGAGAGCACCACAGACUCAGCCGCAAAAAUCCUGCUGAUUUUGAAAAUGAUCAAUAAACAAUAUAUUAUGUAAAUAAAUUUUGAUCUUAGUUCAUUAUUUAAUUAAAUGUUACUUUUCAUUUA
Molecule: messenger RNA, 499 nt
Organism: Manduca sexta (tobacco hornworm)
Lineage: Eukaryota; Metazoa; Arthropoda; Insecta; Lepidoptera; Sphingidae
Product: cytochrome b-c1 complex subunit 8
Exons: 3
Coding region: 185-433 (82 amino acids)
Biological process (GO): mitochondrial electron transport, ubiquinol to cytochrome c
Source: RefSeq, a predicted model, not a curated record